AGAGACAUUUCAAUCUAGGCGUGUUUCCUGCGCCCGAAGAGAAUCCAGCCCUGCCUGCAUCUUACUAGGGUGGAAUUGGAAGAAAGAUUUUACUCGUAAACAUUUCACAUAUGAUUUUUAUAUAAUCGCCGUAGGUAAACAUCGUUUUCCCUCAGUUUAUUAUAUAUCGUUUUAACGAGAACAACGGACGGAUAAUCCUCUCGGGAUAAACGCUUUUAUAGCCAGCCUAAUCAAUGACAUAAAUGUCAGUCGGUCAAGGUCCAAGCUCCAGAUGUGCUUUUAAAAUUUAACGUUACACAGCUAUUUCAGUUCAGCUUUCUCGUUUAUAAUUUGUGCCGUAAGCGAUUUAAAAAUGUGCUUAAGUGGACAUUUUUAAGGGCAAAUAUGGGGAAUGUUCGCGUCUGGAUGAGAAUUUUGCUUUUUGAUAUCUGACUGAGACUUCAGCUAUGGAUUUUGAGUCCAGGAUAGCAGAUAUGUAGAACGACGGACUGCCGAUUCUAAGACUGAAACACUAGAGAUUUAUGUGAAAACACACGGAUACACGGGGUGAACCUACAAACAAAUCUUACCCAUGAAGGAAGAGUCAUCACAUGCCUGUAGAGAAUCUUGAACUCUUACAUUUUGUCUUCAGUAUUUUCUAAACUCAGGCUAAUCUUUUAGUGCACGCGGUUGUAGUUUAUUUCAUUGCCUAAAGACUGAUACUGGUCGCACUGACCAAAGACUGCUUAUUUGCUACCAUGUCGGCGGUGAUGAUAGCACGGAAGGUUACGCGAAAAUGGGAGAAAUUGCCUGGGAAAAACACGUUCUGCUGCGAUGGACGGAUUAUGAUGGCUCGACAGAAAGGAGUAUUUUACCUGACCUUAUUUCUCAUCAUGGGGACCUGCUCUCUUUUCUUCGCCUUUGAGUGCCCGUACCUGGCAGUGCACCUGUCUCCUGCCAUUCCUGUGUUUGCAGUACUGCUUUUUGCCUUUGUGAUGGCCAUGCUGCUGAGAACCAGCUUCAGUGACCCAGGGGUGCUGCCGCGGGCACUGCCGGAGGAGGCCAGUUUCAUUGAGAUGGAAAUUGAAGCAGCCAAUGGAAACGUCCCGGCCGGGCAGCGUCCUCCUCCACGCAUCAAGAACGUGCAAAUUAACAAUCAGAUAGUCAAGCUGAAGUACUGCUACACCUGCAAGAUCUUCAGACCCCCUCGUGCUUCCCACUGCAGCAUCUGUGACAACUGUGUGGAUCGCUUUGACCAUCACUGCCCCUGGGUGGGAAACUGUGUAGGAAAGAGGAAUUACAGAUAUUUCUACCUGUUCACACUCUCACUGUCUCUGCUCACCAUUUAUAUCUUCGCCUUUGACAUCGUCCAUGUGGUUCUGCGUUCUGUGGACUCAGGAUUUGUAAAUACUCUUAAAGAAACACCUGGAACUGUGUUGGAGGUUCUGGUCUGUUUCUUUACCCUCUGGUCUGUGGUAGGAUUGACCGGUUUCCACACCUACUUGAUCUCCCUCAACCAAACCACUAAUGAGGACAUCAAAGGCUCAUGGUCGGGAAAGAACCGUAUCCAGAACCCCUACAGUCACAAGAACUUCAUGAAGAACUGCUGUGAGGUUCUGUGUGGACCAGCUUACCCCAGUGUAUUGGACAGAAGAGGUGUGAUGCUUGAAGACACAUCUAGCCCCACCCCUUCUGAUGCAUCUGCUCCUCCUACCACCAAAAACAGCAACCCUGCACCACAAACUACAAAACCCACAGCUCCUCUGAUUCCCAAUGAGCAUACGCCUGACGGCGCCAAACCUAGCAUUGCUGCAGGGACCCAGAAAACCAACUCCCCUAAAGAGGAGAAACCUCCGUCGUUCAGUGUCCCGCACACAUCGUCCUCCAACGCCAUCGCCCCUGCGGUCAUCAAAGAGUCCGUUCACUAGCUUCGGCAGCAGACUUCUGUCAAAUCUCUACAUGUGCUCGUAUGAAGGAACACACAGAAAAACUGUUAAUGUACCACUGAGAUGUGAAGGACAGAUGCAUAUAGACAAGCUGAUCUACUCUCAUGCAGAGAUGAACUCCUUUUCGUACGUAGAUUCUGCGCAAAACUCUCAAAUCUGGAAGUCUUGAUUCUGUCCUCUGUACAGUAAAUCACAGCAUGAUCAAACUUACGAGAGCCAUAGACUGAGAAUGGACUGCCCAGAUGCCUAAAAGAAAACGAAUUUGCUCGAUGAGCUUGUGAAAUGUUGUUUUUCAGUGUCAUUACCUGUAUCUGAAUAGCCUGCUUCCUUUAUUCCUUCUCGGUAUUUGUGUACCCUCCUAAAUGAACAAUUUAAGCUUCUGUCGUAUUUGGUGCAAAGGCCCUUUGUGUUUUCAGAGAGUUAAAGAAAAGUGCUUUAGCCAUAGCUUUUUGAAAUGACAUUAGGACCAAUAAAACUGCUUUCAUCUGAUGAUAAAUCGUGCGGACCCGCUCACAGUCAGUGUGGAUGUUAGGCUGUGCUUGUAUUUUUGUGUUUCUCCUCCUGUGUGUGUGAGAGAGAGAGAGAGAGAGUACAGGCCGAGCUGCUGUUGACAGACAUCAGUAUGAGUGCCUUAUUUAUGCUCUCCUAUUACAUACAACCAAGGCCAUCUUCAGACGAACCCUUAGAUGUCUUAAUAUUACUCACACAUGCACAUGCAAGUUAAAAUUUUAUACAAUACUUAUAUCAGAAAGCAAAAAAGCAUCGGGUAAAUGUACAUAUUGUAAAAACUGAAAAAGCUGCAAAUUCCAUGUAGGUGGAUUUUUUUAUUAUUAUUUAUGCCAUUACUUUGCUGUCCCCUCCAUACCCGAAUGUCUCUGACAUUCCAGGAUCAUACAGUACUAAUACCUGUAAAAAUUCAUCCUUUAUUCAUUUCUAUCUACUGUCAGCAGCCGAGGACGUAUCUGACCACAGGCAUUCACAAUUACAGAUAAAGUUUGUUUUAAACAUGUUGUUGUUGAGUGCAGACCUGGAAAUUGAUGGCAUUUUAGCAUGUUUUUGAAUUAAAUUAUGCUUGUAUGUUUUUCUUUCCCACAUAAUUUUCACUGUUUAAAGUGGGACAACUUGCCCCUCAGUGUGUAUUCAAGAGGAUUCAUAUUGGUCACCUUUAUUUAUUUCACUGUGUAUGUGAUGACCACAUCAAAGGGAACGCUGACAUCAAGACUUACAUAACUUUCUCAACCUUCAUAACCAACUACGCAUUUUUUGUGUUUAGAAGGGUCGAUCUUGACAGUAUUGUUUUGUAGGAUAAAAGUUUUGGGCUUUGUCAAGCCAACAUAAUAAGAAUUUUGUCUCUAAUUUAGAAAAGCCAGUUCAGUGAUAUUUAACAGCAGUGUAUAAACUGAAAUGUUUGUUGAUUUUAGUUUGAUUGUAAGACUCUCUACUGUUGUUAAAGUGUCGAGGGUAUCCACUAUUGCCGAAAGCAUAAUACUAUUUUAGCAACAUAACCAACUAACACUAUUCCCUUAAAUGUGCAUUUAUCGAAUCAGUUUUAAGUUUAACAAAUAGGAUUCUUGUGAGUACUUUCUGUGAACAAUUGUUAUGAUCGAUUACAUUGUAAUAUUUGGAGUAUGUGAAUACUUAUUUAAUAGGCUGAAGGUAUUGGUGAUAUAUGAAAAUGUGCUUUUUUCGUUGUGUUGAACGAAUCCCACAUUUCCAGUUUUUAUUUAAACUAUAACAUUUAUGUCACGUAAUUAUUAUACAGCUAAUGUGCUGAUUUUCCUAAUAAGGCGAUAUCAAAAUGUUUACUGCCAGGUCAGUGUAGAGCUGUAUGGGUUUGGAUUAUAAGCAAAUGAGCAAAUCUGCUAUAGCUAUUCGGAUACAAUGCAUAAUCUAUACAUUAUAAACCAUCAGAAAUUAUGUUCACUUUGCUUUGCAACAACACUGUGAUCAUGUAUCUCAUACUCUUCACUAUAUUCACUUUCUACUUUAUGAAUUUGUGUGUAUGUGUGUAUGUUCAUUAAAUUAUAUAUGGUAUUGCUACAA
Molecule: messenger RNA, 3968 nt
Organism: Paramisgurnus dabryanus
Lineage: Eukaryota; Metazoa; Chordata; Actinopteri; Cypriniformes; Cobitidae
Gene: zdhhc9
Product: zDHHC palmitoyltransferase 9
Biological process (GO): peptidyl-L-cysteine S-palmitoylation; protein targeting to membrane
Cellular component (GO): Golgi apparatus; endoplasmic reticulum
Molecular function (GO): protein-cysteine S-palmitoyltransferase activity
Source: RefSeq, a predicted model, not a curated record